This is a messenger RNA of Dama dama (fallow deer), 5222 nucleotides long. It is a transcript of the gene COBLL1, whose product is annotated as cordon-bleu WH2 repeat protein like 1. The transcript has 16 exons. Lineage: Eukaryota; Metazoa; Chordata; Mammalia; Artiodactyla; Cervidae. The record is from RefSeq and is a predicted model, not a curated record. Gene Ontology annotation, molecular function: actin monomer binding. Bases 16 to 4026 code for a protein of 1336 amino acids.
GCCUGUCUCGCUUUGAUGCCGCCGAGCCCCAACGCCACUUCUGGGCGGCCAUCAGGCGGAGGCGGCGACGAGCUCCGGGCUCCAGGGAGGGAGAUGGGGCAGGCAGUGACGCGCUGCCUCGGAGCCGGAGCCCGCGCAGCGCCCCGCAAGGCGAUGGACGGCCGAGCCCCGCGCGUGCAGGACGCUCCGGCGGCGCUCCCGCCGGCCGCACCCGCAGGGAGAAAACCAAAAGCCAAGGCUCCACUUCCUCCAGCUGAGACCAAAUGCCUUGAUGCCUCUUCAGUUGAUGAUUCUGUAGAAUCUUCUGCUUUUAUCAUGGAUCAGAAAGAGAACAUGACAGAUAAAGACAUUGAACUCUUGGUGGUUCUACCUGGAGAUAUUAUCAAAUCUACUACUGUUAAUGGCAGUAAACCUAUGAUGGACUUGUUGAUUUUCCUCUGUGCACAAUAUCACUUAAAUCCAUCAAGUCACACAAUUGAUCUGCUCUCAGCUGAAAACAACCCCAUUAAAUUUAAGCCAAACACACCAAUAGGAAUGUUGGAGGUGGAGAAAGUAAUUUUAAAGCCAAAAAUUCUGGAUAAGAAAAAACCUACACCUUUAAUACCAGAGAAAACUGUGAGAGUAGUGAUCAAUUUUAAGAAAACGCAGAAGACAAUAGUGAGAGUUAGCCCACAUGCACCACUUCAAGAACUUAACGCCAUUAUAUGCAGCAAAUGUGAGUUUGAUCCAUUACACACACAGUUAUUGAAGGACUAUCAGUCUCAGGAGCCCCUUGACUUGACAAAGUCUCUUAAUGAACUGGGACUGAGAGAAUUAUAUGCCAUCGAUGUUAGCAAAGCCACUUCUGUUACUGCCUUCAGUAAGUCAUCUUUACAAGAGUCCUGCCAAAUAUCACAAAACCUAGACCUUAUGAAGGAUAAAGAAAGUAAAGGGUUUUUCAGCUUAUUUCAACGCAGUAAGAAAAAGCGGGAGCAAACUGUCAGUGCUCCUGCGACUCCUCUAGUAAGUAAGCACCGGCCAACUUUUACAAAGAGCAAUACCAUUUCCAAACAGUAUAUUUCAAACACCCUGCCGUCGGAUGCCCCCAAGAAGAGGCGUGCCCCACUGCCUCCAAUGCCGGGGUCUCAGAGUGCCCCCCAGGACCUCGCGCACAUCCAGGAGAGGCCAGCUUCUUGUAUGGUGAAAUCCCCUAGUGUGGAUGAAACAGAGGAGAGUUCCUAUGGAGCAGGCAGAGUGAGGACGGGUUCUCUGCAGCUCAGCAGCACAUCUGCUGGGAAUUCAUCUUUGAAAAGGACAAAGCGAAAAGCACCUUCCCCGCCCUCGAAAACAGUCCCGCUGCAAAGCGAUGAGAACAGUCAUGUGACUGCCACGCAGUCAGUCCCUGCAGUUCUUAGCAACAGUGGUGUAGAAGUGAGCUCUUCUGAGGGCCUGUCCAGCCCAGACGCCUCCCUCGGCCCUGGGAAUGAACAGCGCGCUGUGUCCCAGCUGCCGGCCGGAGCCCCUGUCUCGGGGUGCCCUGGGACGCCUGAGGCUGCCGCCACAUCUCUGCCUUCUGGAAUAAGCUCUGAUUAUAGCCUUGAAGAGAUAGAUGAAAAGGAAGAACUGAGUGAAAUGCCUAAAGAUGAGGCUGAAAAUACUUCUCUGAAGUCACAAGACAUUCCUACUGUAUCUACUGAUAUAAUAAAUACACUGAAAAAUGAUCCUGACUCAGCCCCUGGCAGUGCUACUGGAGAGUCCUCACAAAACUCCAAAGAAAAACAAGGAACUAGAAACACAGAUGAACAAAGGCCACACAUUAUGGUAUGUAAUUCAAGCGACAAAGAGAGGGUAGUUGACAGUGUAAGAAACCUGAAGUCACUGGACCCAAACCAAGAGAAAGUAGAUCAACAUGAAAUAAUUGUCAUUCCAACAAACACAGAAAAUAUGAAAAAUGGAGUGAGAACAGAAAUCAAUGUAGCAGAUGUUGCCCAAAAUAACAAUGUGGACACAGAAGUUGACAGACUAUCAAAUUAUCAGGCAUAUAAAACUGAUACUGCUAGACAUUACAAAGAAAAUCAUCUUACUGUUUCAUCAGCACCAGAUCAAAACCUGAUUCAACCCAGUGCAGAAAAGACAAAAAUGCAAGAUGCAGCAAUUCAGACAAUCCCUUCCUGUGACAGUUUUGAUGGGGAUCAGCAAGAUCAGAAUUUGUCUGACGUCAAAGUUGAUGAAAGUGUGCAAACUUCAAGUAACAACAAAUCAACUCAACGCUCAUCUUUAAGCCCACAAGAGUCUAUAGAUAUCUCAGGAGAAUUCAGGAGUCAGAGCCCCCUUGUUGUACAUACCGAAGAGCAAUUCACCAUAAAAGAUCCAACUUGUGCACAUGGUAGUGACAAUCUUUUGUCUCCUAUAGACGGAACUGAUAAAAAUUCAACAGCUUCUUAUGUAAAGAAUUAUCCAUUUUACAGACAAGAUUAUAAUCCCAAACCAAAACCUUCAAAUGAAAUUACAAGAGAGUACAUACCCAAAAUUGGGAUGACUACUUAUAAAAUAGUGCCUCCCCGAUCCCUAGAAAUAUCAAAAGAUUGGGAAUCGGAAACCAUAGGGUAUAAAAGUGAUCAGGAGAUAUACACUUUAGGGAAAAGGGACACUUAUGAGAAUGUGAAAGAAACUACAAUCCAAACAGAAGAUCUUGUCAUUUCUGAAAGCCCAAAGGAGUCACAAGCAGACCUGAAAUCAAAGCCUACCCUGAGAACAGAGCAUCAGAUGCAAAGUGACGAGAGCUUUACCCGCAGCAGAGUGGUGAAUCCUCUGAAACCUCCCAGAAUGAUGAGUGACACUGGCACAGCUCCUUUUGCGCCAAAAUUGGAAGAUAUAAACAAUAUUUUGGAAUCAAAAUUUAAAUCGCGGGUUUCAAAUCCCCACUCCAAACCAAGUGCUUUUUUCUUGCAGAUGCAAAAAAGAGUUUCAGAUCACUAUGUGUCAUCUGCAGCCGCCAAGAGUGUUCAUGCUGCCUCUAAUCCUACUCCAAAGGAAUUAAUAAAGAAAGAGGUGGAAAGGGAUACAAUACCUCCUCCAGAGCCAGCUCUUUCUCCCUUAAGUAAAACUAUUCAAUCUUUUCCACAGCCACACGUUCAAAACACUGAUGAUGACAGCAACCAGAAGCCUACUGAAACCUUUCCUCCUCCUGUGGCCUCUCCGCCGCCUCCUCCCCCUACCCCCGUGGCCUCUCCCCCUUCUCCCGUGGCCUCUCCACUCCCCACUCCUCCCGUGACCUCUCCCCUCCCCCCUCCCCCCGUGGCCUCUCCCCUCCCCCCUCCUCCCGUGACCUCUCCCCUCUCCCCUCCUCCCGUGGCCUCUUCCCCUCCUCCCGUGGCCUCUCCCCUCCCCACUCCUCCCGUGGCCUCUCCCCUCCCCACUCCUCCCGUGGCCUCUCCCCUUCCCCCCCUUCCCGUGGCCUCUCCCCUUCCCCCUCUUCCCUUGGCCUCUCUCCCUCCUCCUGUGGCCUCCAAACCUGUUCCUCUUCCCAAGAGUCAGUUAGCAACACUAAAUCUGAAAACUCUGAAAACUUUUGGUGCCCCACGACCAUACUCCAGCUCUGCUCCUUCACCGUUUGCCCUCGCUGUGGUGAAACGGUCACAGUCUUUCAGCAAAAGCCCUGCAGAGUCAUGCAGUGAGGAGGUCAAGGGUGCCUCUGCCGGAACUCCAACUGAUGCAGAGAAAGGGAAGAUCCCUUCUGUAAAUACAUUUGGGAACAUGCCACAACUAGGUGUGAGUGAUGAGGAAAAUAACUCUGCACAUAAUGAACAGAAUCCUCAAAUACCAUCUCCAACUGACUGCCGGUCGUUCACUCUUAAGAGACAAAGUUCUUCGACAUUCCAAAGCUCUGACCCAGAACAGAUCCGACAGAGUUUGCUGACUGCAAUUCGUUCUGGAGAGGCUGCUGCCAAAUUGAAAAGGGUUACAGUUCAACCAAAUACAAUAUAUGUGAAUGGAAAAUCAAGACUCAGCCGUUCUAUGUCCCUUGAUGCCCCGGGUAACUGUUAAAUGUUGCCCUGCCAUGCCGCACUUCACCACCUUUACUGCACAGAACAACUUCAUACUGAUGGAGAAUGUUAGCAAAUGUAUAUUCAGAUAUACACUAAUAUAUUAUCUAUUAAAGCAUAAGAAUUUGUGCUGUGACUUUUAAUGCCAAAAGAAGAAUUACCAGAAUUUAUAAUUUAUAAUAAUAAGUUUGGCCUUUUUUGCCUUAAGAACUGAAUAUGCUGCUUUAGAACUUUAAGACAAGGUGUUGAUAACUCAUUUUUUCAAAUGAGAAAUAGUCACUUUUUGUUGAUUUCACUUAUUUUUCACUUAUUAAUACAUUACCUACAAUGGUGACUUAGACAAAUGGAUAAAUUAGGAUUCAUAGACUUAUUUAUGUGACACCUAAAUAGCUAGGCAAACAUAGAUCUGACAUUUGCUGCCUCAAUGUUAGUUUAAUUGGAAAUGUUUUUAAGUUAUAUUAAAGCCUGUUUGUGCUGAAAGUUUGAUCUAGAAAACUAAUGAUAUCAAUAAGUAUAUUCAGUUCAACAGUUAAUUUCAAUGAUGAAUCACUUAGUGUGCAGGUCUUAUCUUGCACAUUGUUUAUGUAAUUACAAAAUCAGUGUCAAGUUUAUGGAAAAGCUCAUAGUAUUUUAAUAUUUUAUUAACAUGGACACUUACGUUUUUUCAUCUUUAGAACUUAAAUUGCUCAAGAAGAAUUUUAAAUAUUUUCUGUAUAUAAUUAUAACAUUAUUGUCACACAGAUUUUACACAUUUUAUGUGCCAGAAGCCUUAAAAAUCUUCCUGUGAAAAUGUUGAUAUAUUGUGACAGUUAUUUCAAAUUCGAUAUGUAGAGAAGAAUAGGGGUUAGUUUAUGUCCAUAUUGGAAAACUUUAAAGAUUACUUGGAGGUUUCAGAAAUCCUGGUUUUAAUUAAAGUGAUAAAGUCAUUAUGUAGUUCAGAAGCUAAUAUUCUAAAUAAUAUAUAUUUACAUUAAAGCUAAAAUUGUUAAGCAAAACAAUGCCUAACUUGUUGGCUUAUAACGAUUCUGGGGUCUGGAGCUUGUUGAUGUCCUGGUUCCUACCUGAAGAGUUUAAUUGCUUGCUUAUUCUAAAUGCCUUGUCAAACAAACUGAUAUUAUGUUAGUUACUGGGAUAUCUGCCUCUUUGGAAAAUAUGUUGAUUUUUCCCCUGUUUAAUAAAAGCAAGUUACAUAUUUGG